This is a messenger RNA of Fusarium musae, 612 nucleotides long. RefSeq lists its product as uncharacterized. The coding region runs from base 1 to 612 and encodes 203 amino acids. Lineage: Eukaryota; Fungi; Ascomycota; Sordariomycetes; Hypocreales; Nectriaceae. The record is from RefSeq and is a predicted model, not a curated record. The transcript has 4 exons.
AUGAAACCCGCCCUUAUGAACUUCUUCGUCUUAAUGUCCUUACCUUUGUCUAUCUACUCUAUGCCUACCACAGAGGAGACAGAGGCCAUUAACGAGACCCAGGCUCUUAACAUUGAGGAUGCUGUCAAGCUGCCGGACUCUCUGGCUCUGUACCACCUUGAGGACUUUGAGUCUGAAGACUCUGCCCUCGAGAAGCGCAGGCACGUUACAGUUUGCGAAAGAAUCAUUACCAUCACCUCUCACUGCGUUAUCAUCGGGGGUGCUAUCAAGGGAUCAGGCGCUGCUAUCAAGCACGCAUCAAACCAGAAGACCUGUACUACUUUUACUGGACAUGCUGGCCCCAACGGCAACCUUUUCUACCGCUAUCGUUCUACCGGCAGACACUGUGACACGACUGCUGAGCAGGAAACUAUUGCAGGUGCCAUCGAACACCACAUCAACAACCAUGGGCACAAGCUCUGCGGUACUGAGUGUUUGGAACUAACUCAUGGCGGAACUUGGCACGGAUAUCUCCUCAUUGGACCGGCGAGUGACUUUGACCAUAAGGCUUAUUGUGGACCGAAAGUCAGCUUCAAGCAUUGCGACUCGGGAGGCAAGGGUGACAUGAAUUAG